UUUGUAUUUCCAGCGUCCUGGAUGGGCUGAAAAGAUGGCGGUGAGGGAAGAGCGACGAAACUUACUGGAUGAGGAUAAUUCCCUCUCAAGCCCGGUCAGAGAUGACAGCGGCACCGCCAGACCGAUGGCCGCCAUCUGCGACCCGAGCAGAAUUCACCACCGAAUCGUUGUGUUGAUGUUCAUGUGCUUUUUGGGUUUCGGUAGUUAUUUCUGCUAUGAUAACCCGGCCGCCCUACAGACACAGGUCUUACAGGACAUGAACCUGAACACGUCCAAAUUCAUGCAGUUAUAUGCGUGGUACUCCUGGCCCAAUGUGGUAUUGUGUUUCUUGGGAGGGUUUUUGUUGGACCGAGUGUUUGGUAUUCGUUUGGGAACGGUGAUCUUCUCCCUCUUUGUUUGCGUUGGGCAGGUCAUUUUUGCAGCAGGUGCCUUUUUUAAUGCUUUCUGGCUAAUGGCACUUGGACGCUUUGUGUUUGGGAUUGGAGGCGAGUCCCUGGCUGUGGCCCAGAACACGUAUGCAGUGAACUGGUUUAAAGGGAAAGAGGUGAACCUGGUGUUCGGACUUCAGCUCAGCAUGGCCCGGCUGGGCAGCACUGUCAACAUGAAUAUUAUGGGAUGGGUGUACAACCGCAUCCAGGACCUGAUGGGCCACGCGGGCCACACCACUCUGGGAGUCACACUGCUCAUCGCUUCAUCAACUUGUAUAUUCUCCUUACUUUGUGCACUGGUCUUGGGCUACCUGGACAAGCGAGCAGAGAGGCUUUUAAACAAAGAGCAGGGCAAGACUGGGGAAGUGAUCAAGCUGACGGAUGUGAAGGACUUCUCCCUCUCUCUGUGGCUGAUCUUCAUCAUCUGUGUGGCCUACUACGUGGCCAUCUUCCCUUUCAUCGGACUCGGCCAGGUUUUCUUCAUAGAAAAGUUUAACUUUUCUCCCACUCAAGCAAGAGCAGUGAACAGUAUCGUGUACAUCAUCUCGGCCCCAGCAUCCCCUGUGCUGGGCUUCCUGGUGGAUAAGACGGGAAGGAACCUCAUCUGGGUUCUGUGCGCUGUGGUUACCACACUGGCUUCUCACAUGAUGCUGGCCUUCACCUUCUGGAAUCCCUGGAUCGCCAUGUGUCUGCUGGGCGUGUCCUAUUCCCUGCUAGCCUGUGCCCUGUGGCCCAUGGUGGCCUUCGUGGUGCCGGAGCACCAGCUGGGAACCGCCUACGGAUUCAUGCAGUCCAUCCAGAACUUGGGCCUCGCCCUUAUCGCCAUGGCUGCGGGCGCCAUCCUGGACAACAGGGGCUACCUGUUCCUUGAGGUCUUUUUCUGUGCCUGCAUCUGCAUGGCAUUGAUAGCGAUCGUGAUGCUCUACUUCGUGAAUUAUCUCAGAGGAGGAGAGCUGAACUUAUCUGCCUCUGCUAGAGCCAAACUCCAGAAGAGCUCCUCUUCAGAUUCUGAGUGAGGAUAUUGAGCCCUGUGGGCCACAACCAACUGUCACCACCAACCUGAGGAGCCUCAGCUGUCACUCACUCACCUGGGGCAUUACUGCAUCACACCUUUGACUCCUCCCACAACUGCCACUGGCUCACUGACCUCACCUUUUCUCUGGGCUGGUUUAUACCUUGUUUUUACUGUUUUUGUAAUACUGGAUCUUUUAAUAUGAGUGAGUGAUUAAGACAAAAUUGUACUCCUUCCUUCUGAGAGUAUCUCAUGCGCUUAUCAGAGUCUCAUCAGGAAGUGAACAAACUAAACUUGGAAUCGGGCAAAACGCCAGAUAAGGGGUCAGUCCAUGGUUUUGAUUCUGAGUAAAGUAUAAAUCAGUCUGUGCACUAACAAGUCCAACUCCCUGUGCAUUCUGUGGUGAUAGCAGUGGUGAUGGUGAGCUUAAGGCACUGAUCUUCAUUAACUCUCAGUAAACAGUGCAUGUACUCUGUCUUCCUUUCCAAUCAAAUGCCUUUUAAUCUUUUAUAAAACGCGUUCGAAAAUGUUGUCUGUACAAACAGCUUUGGCAGAACAAUCAAUGUCUAUGCUUUAUAGAGGUGCACCGAUGUAUAGGUUCUCAGCAUGGGAUUGGCUCUGAUAAAUCGUUAAAAAGUACUUUAAAUUUCCAAUCUAAGACCAAUUUUUCACUUGUAUAUAGUGAGAUA
Molecule: messenger RNA, 2129 nt
Organism: Megalops cyprinoides (Indo-Pacific tarpon)
Lineage: Eukaryota; Metazoa; Chordata; Actinopteri; Elopiformes; Megalopidae
Gene: mfsd1
Product: major facilitator superfamily domain containing 1
Exons: 16
Coding region: 35-1444 (469 amino acids)
Biological process (GO): transmembrane transport
Cellular component (GO): lysosome
Molecular function (GO): transmembrane transporter activity
Source: RefSeq, a predicted model, not a curated record